Messenger RNA from Bufo gargarizans (Asiatic toad), 4876 nucleotides. RefSeq names its product zinc finger protein 501-like. The record is from RefSeq and is a predicted model, not a curated record. Bases 91 to 1455 code for a protein of 454 amino acids. Lineage: Eukaryota; Metazoa; Chordata; Amphibia; Anura; Bufonidae. The transcript is spliced from 2 exons.
GGCGAUCCCCCGUGUAAGAGUGAGGUGGAGGAGGACAUUCCAGUCCAUGUGACCACAGAAAAUCCCUGUGAGAAGCCUGACGGAAACAUCAUGUUAUCUCUAGAUUGUAAAGAAGAUGAAGAUACCAUGCAGCGCUCUUCAGGAGAAAACUUAAUUACCUGUAAUGUACAUCCAGAACUUCACAAUGCAUCAAAUAAUUCCCCCAAGAAUGAGGAACUUUCUAAUGACCAGUCACAGAUUAUUAACCCAAGUCCAAAUCUAUCAUAUAAUCAUCCUAAACAUGAGGAAUCUUCUCCUGACCAAUCACAGAUUAUUACCCCAAAUAUAGGGCAGAAACGGGGUAAAAGGUUUCAUUGUGGGGAACGUGAAAAACAUUUCAGAAAUAAGUCAAAGCCUUCUGUAAACAAAAGUAGUCAUACAGGAGAGAAGCCGCAUUCAUGUUCAGAAUGUGGGAAAUGCUUUAACCGGAAAGCAUUACUUGUACAACAUCAAAGAAUUCACACAGGAGAAAAGCCAUAUGCAUGUUCAGAAUGUGAGAAAUGCUUUACUCGGAAACAAAGCCUUGAUCUACAUAAGAGAAUUCACACAGGAGAGAAGCCAUAUUCAUGUUCAGAAUGUGGGAAAUGCUUUUUCCAGAAAGCAAGCCUUGAUCUACAUAAGAAAAUUCACACAGGAGAGAAGCCAUAUUCAUGUUCAGAAUGUGGGAAAUGCUUUAAGACUAAAUCAAAACUUGAUGAACAUAAAAGAAUUCACACAGGAGAGAAGCCAUAUUCAUGUUCAGAGUGUGGUAAAUGCUUUAUCCAGAAAUCAAGCCUUGAUUCACAUAAAAGAAUUCACACAGGAGAGAAGCCAUAUUCAUGUUCAGAAUGUGGGAAAUGCUUUAUCCAGAAAGCAAGCCUUGAUCUACAUAAGAUAAUUCACAUAGGAGAGAAGCCAUAUUCAUGUUCAGAAUGUGGGAAAUGCUUUAAGAUUAAUUCAAAACUUGAUCAACAUAAAAGAAUUCACACAGGGGAGAAGCCAUAUUCAUGUUCAGAGUGUGGUAAAUGCUUUAUCCAGAAAGCACACCUUGAUGAACAUAAAAGAAUUCACACAGGAGAGAAGCCAUAUUCAUGUUCAGAAUGUGGGAAAUGCUUUACCCGGAAAGCACACUUUGAUGGACAUAAAAAAAUUCACACAGGAGAGAAGGCAUAUUCAUGUUCAGAGUGUGGUAAAUGUUUUACAUAUAAGUCAUAUCUGGUUGGACAUCAGAGAAUUCACACAGGAGAGAAGCCAUAUUCAUGUUCAGAAUGUGGGAAAUGCUUUAACCAGAAAUCAAGCCUUGAUGUACAUAAAAGAAUUCACACAGGAGAGAAGCCAUAUUCAUGUUCAGAGUGUGGUAAAUGUUUUAUAGAUAAAUUCCGUCUGGUUCGACAUCAGAGAAUUCACACAGGAGAGAAGCCAUAUUCACGUUCAUAAUACGGGAAAUGCUUUGCUACAAAAUCAAAUUUUAAUCAACAUAAGAGAAUCCACACAUUAGAGAAGACAUGUUGAUGUUUUGUUAAAGAAUAAUGUUUUAUAAAGAAAUUAGUAUUUCAAACUUGCAGACUUUUUACCUCAUUGUGCCAAUAUUGUAUGCGAAUGAGCAACAGAAGUCCUACUCACAAGUCGCUGGUACAAAACCUUUUGUUUGUUUUUUUUUUUUUUUUACUUCAGUCCAAUAUAAAAUAGUGGUACAUCAUGAGGGACGCUGAGACAGACAUCGUUCACACCUCCUCCCAUCCACGCACCGUUUUGGGAGAACACGCCUCCUUACUCGUGCGUGCAGGUGGAGGUGGGAUUUUUAUAGCACCAACAGCUGAUAAAUAUAUACAAACCAUAUGGUUUGAGACAAAAUGCAUAGCCAUAAAUAACCCUAACACAUGAAAGUGAUCAAUCAUAUAAAUGCACUAAAGCUACAAAUUUUAUUUAACCCUUUAGGUAUUAAAGACUAGAGUUUUACUAUCCAAAAUGUGUCCCUUUGUAACAAUCUCCUACUGUUAUCCUCCUCAUGGACUCCACUUUUUACCACCUCCAGAACCUGCCACCUGAGAUCUGACAUCUGAUGGGCCCGAUCAUAAAAAUGUCGAGCGACCGUAGUUUUACCUUGUUUUUUCACCUCCACUGUUUCCAUCUUACUCUGCCUUAUGAGUUCCUUCCUAAUGCUGGACGUAUGGUCAUUGAUUCUGAUCCUUAUAGACCGAGAUGUUUGCCCAACAUAUAUCUUACCACAUGGGCAUUUCAAGCAGUAUGCUAAUAAUGUAUGCCGAUGAUAUUUUCUUAUUUUUGAAUCAGGCAUCACUGCACCUGGACAGCCAACAGAUAUCCGCAAGGCAAUUUCAACCCAAUUUUGAGACUGACUCGGCUGUCAGGGAGUACGCAUCGCUUCUCCAUACAUCGGGAAAACAGAGAAGUGAUAGUGGAUUAGCCAUAGACAGAGAUGAAUUUAUGAACGGAUACACAUUUUUUGCAUUUGAUUUGUCACCAGAUCAAGAACCAGGCGGACAUUUCUUGCUCAUUAAAACUGGGAAUCCUAGAGCGGAGGUGCGCUUUGCACAGUAAUUAUGAUAGUUUACUCUAUAAAUACAAAUAUAGUGGAAAUUAAUAAUAGAAGGGGGAUAGUUUGCGACUUUUAACUAAGCCGCCUUGCAAGUUUGAGAAAUGAAUAAUCACCGCCCUGCGAGCUUGAGAAAUGAAUCUACAACUUACAAUUCUGGCUAAAUCUGAUCCGUAUAUGAGGUUCCUAUUUGCAGGAGUAUUUCCGAGCGACUUUCGGAAACCUAGGUUUUAGAGGGUGAAAAUAGGAAAAAUAUAUAUUUUUGACAAAAGGUGUGUCAAAACUUUUAAUAAAAUAACAGACCAAUAUUUUAACACUGUAAACAUUAACAGUAGUAACCAGCAGCAUUAAUAACCAUCAUUAUUGACCUAAAUGUCCAGGUACAGUACUCCUCUAUUCAUCAGAGAACCCAAAAAACUCCUCAUCACUACUGUCCAGGUUAAUUACGCUCUGUGGCUCAGUAUCACUAGAAUCGCUGCCUUCAGAUUCGUCGUACAGCAUAUUGUCCUCAGUGCCAUCCAAGGCAUUGCUAAUGCCACACUUUUCAAAGGAUCUGACGACAAUUUCAUCGUUGACUGCCUGCCAUGAUGUUUUUACCCACUCACAGACUUGGGUGAUGGUGGGCCUCUUCAUCCGUUCAGUGGGAGUCAGGUCAUGGUUCCCAGCUGCCAUCCACUUGUUCCAUUCCUCCCUCAUGAACACUUUAAAUGGCUUAUUAAUGGUAACGUCUAGAGCUUGUAGCUGGCUGGUAAUCCCCCCAGGAAUUACAGCUAGAUGGGUGUCGCACUUCCUUAAAUCUUGUUUUUGUGGUUUCGCUGAUAUGUGCCCUAAACUGGUCAAGCACUAGUAGGGCAGGAUUCUUCAGAAGUCCUCCAGUGCCUUUGGACCACACCUUUUCGAUCCAUACUUUCAUGCCAUUUUUGUCUAUCCACCCUUUGUUGUGAACAUGGACAAUCACUCCUCGUGGGAUCACCUCCUUUGGCAUGGUCUUCCUUUUAAAAAUCAGCAUUGGUGGCAGCUUGGUGCCAUCUGCGCAGCAGGACAAGACAACCGUGUAAUGCGUUUUCUCGUGUCCUAAGGUCUUCACAGUUGCGUUUUUUGCGCCUCUCACAUCGACGGUCCUAUUCGAUGGAACAUUGAAGGUUAACGGGACUUCAUCCAUGUUCCCAAUCUGGCCUAUUUCAUAGCCAUGUUUCUUUCUUGAAGACAGCACAAAAUUAUGAAAAGAAAGAAUCUUGGACUCAUAUUCUUUGGGCAUUUUUUGUGCAAUUCUUGUUUUGGUGCGCAUAGCAAGGCCACAUCUUCUCAUGAAUCUGUAUCACCAUGAUGCCGAUCCAGUGAAGUCGUCAAUGCCUUUCUCUGCAGCAAGACGUUCUUGUGACAUGUGAUCCACUCUUUCAUGUCCAUGUCUAGCUGUGGCCACUUUGCAGCACACCCACGAAGAGUGUGUUUACUUUUCUCCACUUUCUCCAACCGAUCCUCUUGUUUCCUCCAUGCACGAAUCAUCUUUUGAGUUGGAGGCGGACCAAAAUAUCUCUCCGCUGCCCUGUUUCCAUGCUCUUUGCCGUAUUUUAUCACCUCUAGUUUAAAAGGAAUUUUAUACGAAAGCCUUUUCUGCUUUGACAUCGUUCAGAAAUGUACAGUAUGCAGCAGAUUACGGUAAUUUUCUGCAAUAGAAUACAGUAAUGGAAGAACUGUUAGCACUACAAUUAUGGGGGUACUGUAGCUAAGAACAUCAGUGGAUGACAAUGUUAUGGGGGGAUCUGCUGCUGACCCAAGUUUAUGUGGGGGGAUAUGCUGCUAACAUACGGUACUUAUUGGGAAAGGGGGGAAUCUAGCGACACUUUAAGGCAUCAUGCAGACAUCCAUGGAGCAUGGUCCGUGAAAUCCCGUCCUGCUGAGUGCACGAAGGGCACGGCGUCAUAGCAACCAAUGUGCACUCAGGAAUUCAGGCUGGGAUAUCGGCUCCUGUCUGCAUGACGCCUUAAUAAGGGGGUCACUUUAUAUGGGGGGGUCACUUUAUUAGGAGUGGGGUCACGUUAUUAGGAUGGGGGCUGUCAAGAUCGGUGUUUAGCACAUUUCCUUUCCCCCCACUUCACAUUUAAAAUGCUACUGGCUGCAUGCAGAGCUGUGCCCUGCCAGAAAGACAUCCCUAAAGACCCCACUGCUAUUGUGCUAAAAUGAAACAAAUAAACAAAUAGUAUACAGGGAGUGCAGAAUUAUUAGGCAAAUGAGUAUUUUGACCACAUCAUCCUCUUUAUGCAUGUUGUCUUACUCCAAGCUGUAUAGGCUCGAAAGCCUACU